Messenger RNA from Medicago truncatula (barrel medic), 3220 nucleotides. Its product is annotated as probable leucine-rich repeat receptor-like protein kinase At1g35710. The record is from RefSeq and is a predicted model, not a curated record. Bases 46 to 3039 code for a protein of 997 amino acids. Lineage: Eukaryota; Viridiplantae; Streptophyta; Magnoliopsida; Fabales; Fabaceae. The transcript has 2 exons. Gene Ontology annotation, biological process: protein phosphorylation. Gene Ontology annotation, molecular function: protein kinase activity; protein binding; ATP binding.
CAUAAAGGUUUUUGAUGGUCAUUCAUCACAUCUCAUAGAAAAAAUAUGAACUUGAUAAAAUAUUUAGUUUCAAAUUUCUUUGGUCCAAAAAUGUGGAUGGUCUUUCUUCUUAUUUGCGGUUUGGUUGAGGGAACUCAAUCUGCCACAAUGACAUCUCAUCAACUUCAAAUGGAAGCAAAUGCUAUAUUAAAUAGUGGAUGGUGGAACACUUCUUAUGCAGACUUCAAUAUCUCUGAUCGUUGUCAUGGGCAUGGUAUAUUUUGCAACGAUGCUGGAAGCAUAAUAGCAAUUAAGAUAGACUCUGAUGAUUCUACAUAUGCUGCGUGGGAGUAUGAUUAUAAAACACGCAACUUGUCUACUCUCAACUUGGCUUGUUUCAAAAAUCUAGAAAGCCUUGUUAUAAGAAAAAUUGGACUAGAAGGGACUAUCCCAAAAGAAAUUGGUCAUCUCUCUAAACUCACUCAUCUUGACAUGUCUUACAAUAAUCUUCAAGGCCAGGUACCUCAUUCACUAGGAAACCUCUCCAAACUCACUCAUCUUGAUUUGUCUGCCAAUAUUCUUAAAGGUCAGGUACCUCAUUCACUAGGAAACCUCUCCAAACUCACUCAUCUUGAUUUGUCUGACAAUAUUCUUUCAGGUGUAGUACCUCAUUCACUAGGAAACCUCUCCAAACUCACUCAUCUUGAUUUGUCUGACAAUCUUCUUUCAGGUGUAGUACCUCAUUCACUAGGAAACCUCUCCAAACUCACUCAUCUUGAUUUGUCUGACAAUCUUCUUUCAGGUGUAGUACCUCCUUCACUAGGAAAUCUCUCCAAACUCACUCAUCUUGAUUUGUCUGUCAAUCUUCUUAAAGGUCAGGUACCUCAUUCACUAGGAAACCUCUCCAAACUCACUCAUCUUGAUUUUUCCUAUAAUUCUCUCGAAGGUGAGAUACCUAAUUCACUUGGCAACCAUAGACAAUUAAAAUACUUAGACAUCUCUAACAACAACCUUAAUGGUUCCAUCCCUCAUGAGUUGGGAUUCAUUAAAUAUCUUGGUUCAUUAAAUCUAUCUACAAAUAGAAUCUCAGGUGAUAUUCCCCCUUCCUUGGGAAAUCUCGUAAAACUCACCCAUCUUGUUAUUUAUGGCAAUUCUCUUGUAGGUAAGAUACCUCCUUCAAUAGGAAAUCUUAGAUCUUUAGAGUCCCUAGAGAUUUCUGACAAUUACAUUCAAGGUUCCAUCCCUCCCAGGUUGGGGUUGCUAAAAAACCUCACUACAUUACGUCUAUCUCACAAUAGAAUCAAAGGUGAGAUACCUCCUUCACUAGGAAAUCUGAAACAAUUAGAGGAGCUAGACAUCUCUAACAACAACAUUCAAGGUUUCCUUCCUUUUGAGUUGGGGUUACUGAAAAAUCUCACUACAUUAGAUCUGUCUCACAAUAGACUCAAUGGAAACCUGCCUAUUUCUCUUAAAAAUCUCACACAAUUAAUAUACCUUAACUGCUCAUAUAAUUUUUUCACUGGUUUCCUUCCAUAUAACUUUGAUCAAUCAACCAAAUUGAAAGUUUUGUUGUUAAGUAGAAAUUCCAUUGGUGGGAUCUUUCCAUUUUCAUUAAAAACCCUUGACAUUUCCCACAAUUUACUCAUCGGUACGCUUCCUUCCAAUUUGUUUCCAUUUAUUGAUUAUGUAACUUCCAUGGACCUCAGUCACAACCUCAUUAGUGGUGAAAUACCUUCUGAGCUUGGAUAUUUUCAACAACUUACUUUAAGAAAUAAUAAUCUCACUGGAACAAUUCCCCAAUCUCUCUGCAAUGUCAUUUAUGUGGACAUUUCAUACAAUUGUUUGAAGGGUCCCAUUCCAAUUUGUCUUCAGACAACGAAGAUGGAAAAUUCUGAUAUAUGUUCAUUUAACCAGUUCCAACCUUGGUCACCACACAAGAAAAAUAAUAAAUUAAAGCACAUUGUUGUCAUUGUUAUUCCGAUGCUUAUUAUUCUAGUCAUAGUCUUCUUACUUCUCAUAUGUUUUAAUCUUCAUCAUAAUUCUUCUAAGAAGUUGCAUGGAAACUCAACAAAAAUAAAGAAUGGAGAUAUGUUUUGUAUAUGGAAUUAUGAUGGAAUGAUAGCAUAUGAUGACAUAAUCAAAGCGACAGAAGACUUUGACAUGAGAUAUUGUAUUGGAACAGGAGCAUAUGGAAGUGUUUACAAGGCACAAUUACCAAGUGGCAAGGUUGUUGCCUUAAAGAAACUUCACGGCUAUGAAGCAGAGGUUCCAUCUUUUGAUGAGAGUUUCAGAAAUGAAGUGAGAAUUUUAACAGAAAUAAAGCACAAACAUAUUGUGAAGCUUUAUGGAUUCUGCUUGCACAAAAGAAUCAUGUUUUUGAUCUAUCAAUACAUGGAUAGAGGAAGCUUAUUCUCUGUCUUGUAUGAUGAUGUAGAAGCCAUGGAAUUCAAGUGGAGAAAAAGAGUUAACACUAUUAAAGGAGUUGCAUUUGCUCUUUCAUAUCUUCAUCAUGAUUGCACUGCUCCAAUAGUGCAUCGAGAUGUAUCUACUAGCAAUAUCUUGCUAAACUCUGAGUGGCAGGCCAGUGUUUGUGACUUCGGCACAGCUCGACUCCUUCAAUAUGAUUCAUCCAAUCGAACUAUAGUUGCUGGAACUAUUGGAUAUAUAGCUCCGGAACUUGCCUAUACUAUGGCUGUGAAUGAAAAGUGUGAUGUAUAUAGUUUUGGUGUAGUGGCACUUGAAACUUUAGCUGGAAGGCACCCUGGGGAUUUAUUGUCAUCACUUCAAUCAACAUCGACACAAAGUGUCAAACUAUGUCAAGUAUUAGACCAGCGUCUUCCACUUCCAAAUAAUGAAAUGGUUAUACGUAACAUAAUUCAUUUUGCCGUUGUUGCCUUUGCAUGCUUAAAUGUCAAUCCUCGUUCUCGACCAACAAUGAAAUGUGUGUCGCAAAGUUUUGUCACCGAGCUUCCACGAUUAAGUAUUCCUUUCAGUGAAAUUUCAGUGCAGCAACUAAUGAGUGAAGAACUCAAAGCAUUGUUUUAUAUUGCGAACCCUUGAAAGAGAACUUCAGAAUGAAUUAAGUUGAGUGUGUUAUUAUUCAAUAAUAAAGACAUUGCCUUUUUUUCCCCAAAAGUUGUUGAAAAAUGCUGUAAAACUUUGUUGUUGUGAUACAUCAAACAUAAGUACAUAUGUAUUCACAUUUCUGUUUUUGUAUAAAAUUGAAUUACUUCUGUUUCAA